Messenger RNA from Synchytrium microbalum, 2364 nucleotides. RefSeq lists its product as uncharacterized. The transcript is spliced from 16 exons. The record is from RefSeq and is a predicted model, not a curated record. Gene Ontology annotation, biological process: clustering of voltage-gated sodium channels; cilium assembly. Gene Ontology annotation, cellular component: centriole. The coding region runs from base 1 to 2364 and encodes 787 amino acids. Lineage: Eukaryota; Fungi; Chytridiomycota; Chytridiomycetes; Synchytriales; Synchytriaceae.
AUGGAGAGAGCCAUAGUGACUGAUCUACUUGCAAGCCAUGAUGAACGAGCCAAACUGGUCAGAUCCCAAUAUCUAACUGGCGUCACGACCACUGCUCAUAAUCCCCAAGAACUGGCGGCACUAGCUGAAGCUGAUCUAGGCGCUCCAAAGAAUCGGCAACCUCACGUAUUUAGUCCGAUUUCUUCUGUCUCGGAGAACAGCAUCUUAGAGACAGCUCCAAACAAAAGGUCACCUCCAACGCAUCAGCCAGGAAAAGAUCACAAGCCAGUGUCUUCACCUCCGAGAUGGAAGUCUGAUCACGGUCAAGCUGAGGGCAAAAUAAGAGAAUUGGAACAGAGGAUACGUCAAUACGAGAGUGACUCGCAUUUGAGAAAGCAGACAAAACCACCAUCCAAGCUAGCUAUAGAUGAUCUUAAGGACGCUCACCAAAAAGUGGAAUUACUUAUGCGUGAGAAUGAUCUGCUGGUUGACCAGGCUGCUGCUGCUAGAGACGAGUCUGAAAAAAUUAGAGGAGAACUGGAAAUGCAAGCUAGAGAAUUGUACGCUUGUGCUCAAGACGCUUCAGAAUCGAGAGCCACUGUCGAUGCUCUCCAAGCUCAACUGGAAGAUGCCAACAAACGAGCUGCCCGAGCUGAUGCUGAUGUCGCCGAAAGCUUACAGCUCUUGGAAGAAACACGGACUCACAACGAAUCCGUACAAUUGGAGCUCAAGAAAUGCUCUGGUGAGCUGAAAUCAGCUCAAUUUCAAAUAAGCGAAAGACAAAGGGCUCAAGAAGAAAUCACCGCCAGAUAUCAAGCAGCCGUGCGAGAGGCCAACAACGUUGCUUCUAGAGAGCGAGAUCUUGCAGCUGCUCUACAAACCACAGAUGGCGAGCUUCGAGCAUUGAAACACAUAUACUCUGUUCUCAAGAGUGAUUUCGAUGGGCUAAAUAACGCUCACGAUGACGUCCUUCGAGUCACAAAGAAACAGGAGUCGCGUAUUGCAGAAGUGGAAUCCCAACUAGUAGACUUAAACAAGGCUGAACAACGAGCUCUCGAGCAGGCGGAAGAGUCAAAACUUGAACGUGAAAAAUCACUGGUUCGAGAGCAACAAGCUCAAAGUGAAGUACAGAGGCUUUGUGCAAAAUUGGAAGAGUUGCCCAAGAAAAUCAAGGAAAAGACAGAAGCAGAGCUAGCUGCUGUGAAGGCUCAACACGCUGCAGAUAGAACUUUCCAUGCACAAGAAUUGACAUCAAUUCAAACGGAACUAGCUGAUCUCAAGAAUCUAGCUGACAGAGCUAUUCGAGAAAAACGCUCAGCAGAAACUGAGCUGGAAAAGCUCACAACGUCCAUUCCCACAGAAAGCAAUCGAGUCGCUGCAGCCGUAGAGGAUUUAUCUGGUCGUUUAAGAGUUGCCGAACGAGAACGUGCUGACGCUGUCACAAAAUUGGAAACACUUCAUCAACGUCUUUCACGUGAAGAGACGCGCUUCGAAUCUGAACGGAUCACCUUGACCAACAGGGCCGAAGAAGCCUUCAGACGUCUUCGCCGUGUUGAACGAGAACUGGAAGAAACCAAAGAGGACAGAGUUACGCUGCUCUCCAAGGUUGCUGAUGUAGAGCACCAGUUCAAGGCUCUCGAAGAGCAAAAGAUGAAGGGAACUCAUCAAGCAGCUGCCGAUAUAAAUAGCCUCCAUGCAAAAUACGAGACACAGGUUUGUAACCUGACAUCAAAAUUACAGCACACCUCCGAAUCACAUUCCAAGACAUGCAAAGAGCUUCAAGAGCUGCUGAGCGAGCAGAGACGUACAGGAGAGAGAUGGAAGGACGAGUCAGCUCGCUUAUCCACUCAAUACUCGUCGGCACUUCAAGAAUUGCAAUCGAGGCUUGCUAAAUCUGAAGCCCGUCUGAAUGAGUCAGACGAAAUGUGUGCUGCACACGCCUCAAGAAUUAGAGAUUUGACAGCACAAAUCACCGAAGAUCGAAAACUGAUUGCAAGGCUGCAGCAGACCCUGCGUGAUUCAGAUUCCAAGGUGGCAGAAAAGGAUCGCUCAAUACGAGAUCUGCAGCGAAGGUGCCUUGACGCCGCAGAAGAACGAAAACGUCUCCAACGUGAACUCGACAGGACUACGCUUGAGAGAGACCGUGCUGAGAGAGAUAGAACCUUUCAAGCUAAACAUGGUGCUCGUAAUGCACGAUUGGGUUUAAUCCAACCUACUCAAGAUGAUGCAGAUCACUUUGCUCUUGAGGCCAACGUUUUACAGGCAGAAAUCAUUAGAGUACACAAAAGGUCUCAACAGGGAUCGAAACAACACACUAAAUCCAACAAUCAUUCUGAUUCUGAGGACGAUUCUCGCCUUUCUGGCACACAAACACCAGCAUUGUAA